Messenger RNA from Drosophila willistoni, 1506 nucleotides. RefSeq lists its product as uncharacterized. Bases 272 to 850 code for a protein of 192 amino acids. The transcript has 3 exons. NCBI's taxonomy places the organism in Eukaryota, Metazoa, Arthropoda, Insecta, Diptera, Drosophilidae. The record is from RefSeq and is a predicted model, not a curated record.
UCCUAUAAGGCACGUCUUCCGACAACGACGACAACCCACGCAAAAAAACAGAAAACUUAAAUACAAUAAACACUUCCCACAGUAUCGGAACGGGUUUUCUGCUUGGUCGCUCUUCGCAAAAAAAAUUCAAAAAUAAAAAAAAAAACCCUUCGCUAAAAAACUGGAGUAGAACGAACAAAGUGAAGAUAACGUUAAAGUUUGAGAAUUUUUUUUCAAAAAAAAAUAAAUAAAACUCAUUAUCGCAAAUUGAAAUCUUUACACACACAAAAAAAUGAGACAUCUGUGGCUAUUAACCCUUGUGUUAAUGGGUUUCUUUCAAUAUUCAGUCCUUGCUGAUGAGUAUGCCGAGUACAAUGAUGAGGAGGAACCACAAUACCCGCCUGGUAAUUUGGCAAAAGCCACAUCCAAACCAGUAAUCCCUAUCCCGUAUUUUGAUGAAAAAGAGGCGGUGAUUUAUGUCCCAACGAAUGCCACUACGGUUAGCCUUGAAUGUCCUGUAAAGAAUUAUGAUGCAUUGCAUCAUGGCAUCAACUGGUAUAAGGACGAAGAACUUAUGACCAAUGCCAAGUCGGCAUUCAAUAUUGAGCAUCGUUUGGAUGACAAUUACACAUUGACCAUGCCCUUGGUCAAUGUCACGGGACAUGUAUAUUCCUGUCGUGUUAUGCCCAGCAAUGUGCGCCAUCAGAUAACCAUUAGGAUUGGCGCGGCGCCCAUUACCACGACACCGAAAGCAACAGUAGAUCCUUCCCCAACCAUAAUAAGUCCUCCAACUGCCAAAUCUGGCUCGUCUCCAGUUGUCUAUUGCUUGUGGUUACUUUUGGCCAGCUUCCAAGGAAUUAGGCGAAUGUAAGGGUAUUCCCAGGACAUUUUUUUAGUUAACAUUUCAACCACCGGCGAAAGAAAUGACGAUGAUGAUGAUAAUGAUGAUGAUGAAUUGCAAUCACAUGAGCUUGACAAACUACAAAAUUAUUGAAACAAAAAAUCAUUUUGAAAUUAAACUUAAAAGCAUAAGAGAUUGAAAUGAUUACGGAACCAAAACCAUUAACCGAUUUGAUAACGGUUUACUGCUUAAAAAUGAUUACAUCCAAAUAAGUGAAUUCCUUACAAUUGCUUGGCAAAUUCUAUAUAAUCUAAAGAUAUAUAUCUAUGUUAGAUGUUGCUUUGUUAUGAUUAGAUUUAACUAUUUAGAUAAUAGCUGUAUGUAUUUGAAAUGCAGUUAAUUUGUUUAGUGUAUCUGACUACUUAAAACGUAUACUUAGCAUUUCACGCUCUCUCUCUCACACACACUCUAGAAACAAAUGCCUAAAAUGCAUCAGGAAUAUAUAUCAGACUACAUAUACAUUAGAUUUAUUUACUAAGUAUUUUAAUUUUGUGCUUUAAUUGUAAAUUAAAUGAAUAUACUCGAUAUGAAUAUUCGUUUUUAGUGAAUGAAUAUGAAAUGUAAUGCGAUAACAAAAGUGGCUUAAAAAAAACACAAAAUGACAUAGAAAAAAUCAGUAUGAAAUA